AGGUUUGUAAAAUUGGAUGUUGAGGAAAAGAUUUCAGAUUUCUUAAAAACCGAAUUGGAAAAUGAGGAAUAUGAUGCUAAUCACAGUGUGACUAGAUCUAAGGAAUUGAGUACUAAAAUUUUGGAUCUUUUGAAAAAGAGUGGAUACCCAAGAUAUAAAUUUAUUGUUCAAGUGGUCAUUACUAGCUCAACUGGCCAAGGUAUUAGAGUUGCCUCUAGGUUUUUAUGGGAUCCUUCGACAGAUAAUUAUGCUUCUGGAUUUUUUAGAAAUAGCUCUUUAACUUGUGUUGCAAUGGUAUUUGGUUUAUUUUAUGAAUAA
Molecule: messenger RNA, 318 nt
Organism: Naegleria gruberi
Lineage: Eukaryota; Heterolobosea; Eutetramitea; Acrasida; Naegleriidae
Exons: 2
Biological process (GO): microtubule-based movement
Cellular component (GO): cytoplasm; cytoplasmic dynein complex
Molecular function (GO): dynein intermediate chain binding
Source: RefSeq, a predicted model, not a curated record